Protopolystoma xenopodis is the source of this 501-nucleotide messenger RNA. The record is from the annotation of a GenBank genome assembly. Lineage: Eukaryota; Metazoa; Platyhelminthes; Monogenea; Polystomatidea; Polystomatidae.
AUGUUUGUGCCCCCUUGCACCUUUACAGUGACGUUGACCUGCUCCGAAGGCUACUUGUCCGUCUGCUACUCGCCGCACAGACAGGAGCCCUAUCAACGCCUCAUCGAAUAUCUGGUCUCCGAGCGUUCAGUCGUCCAGCUCGCCUCCUCGCCGCCACCGUCUGACUCUAUCUUCUUCGGAGGGCAGGACGACUCGUCCAAAACCGGCUCUCUAAGGUUCGCCGAGACCUUCGAAGAGGGCGAUGCUGUCGAGAGUAGAGACCUACUAGAAGCCGGCAUAGCGACUGCCGACGACAGAAGGGAAGCUGGUAACUCUGGCGGUCUAGUCGACCUGACGGAGUACCGUCGCCGAAGUCGCAUGACGUCAAGACCCUUCACUACCGCCUCGUACGAACUCAAAUCGGCCGAACGGGCCCGGUUCGAUGGGGAUGAGCUGGCGACAGGCAGACGAGUACUGCGAGGCUUUGGAAGCAAUGCGACAGGUGAGCGCCGUCGGUGCUGA